AACCCCCCAACAUUUCCUUUGCAGAAGCAGAGAGGACUUUUCAUCUCGUCCGCACGACAGGAAAGUUGGCAACUUAAAUGUUAAACUCGCCUGGGACUGUGGGGUGUUGACAUCAUUGUGAUCUCACCGCUGUAACCGGAGCCUUCCAGCUUUUCCUCCAGCCUGCCUUUAAAUACCAGCCCUGGAGCCAGCACAGCACGCGUUCCUCCACUGGAGCCCAGGGCAGAGCCGGCAGAGCCCUCUGAUGAAAGCAAAGACAAGCUCCAGCACCGCGGCCAUGUCCACGUCCCUGCGGGUGAGCCCCUCGGUCCACGGCUACCGCUUCGACACGGCGCUGCGCAAGAAAGCCGCGGCCAACAUCUUCGAAAGCAUCAACGAGGCGUCCCUGCAGAAACUCUUCAGAAACUCCGGGGACAAGAAGGCGGAGGAGAGAGCCAAGAUAAUCCUCGCCACCGACCAGGACAUGGAGGAAAAAACGAGAGCGCUAAUGGCACUAAAGCAGAGGAGAAAAGACAAACUGCUGCAGUUCCUGACACUUCGGAAAUACUCCAUUAAAGUUCACUGAGCUGGCGGAGGGAGCAGACAUGGAGAACGUUUUGUGACGGGACUGUUUGGGACCUCCUACACACUCAGCAUGCUCCUCUGCCCUGUGGGCCUGGGGACCUGAGAGUCCCCAAGGGGCUUCAGCCCCACCGCAAGCCACGAGCCCACAGCGGCAUGGCUGCGGGGCAGCAGCAUCGGUGCCCAUGGCAGCCCUGGUGUGGCCAGCAGGAUCAGUGCCCAUGGCACAUCGGUGUGG
This is a messenger RNA of Motacilla alba alba, 799 nucleotides long. RefSeq names its product transcriptional and immune response regulator (gene TCIM). Gene Ontology annotation, cellular component: cytosol; nucleus. Gene Ontology annotation, biological process: negative regulation of Notch signaling pathway; endothelial cell activation involved in immune response. The record is from RefSeq and is a predicted model, not a curated record. The transcript has a single exon. The coding region runs from base 245 to 565 and encodes 106 amino acids. Lineage: Eukaryota; Metazoa; Chordata; Aves; Passeriformes; Motacillidae. Gene Ontology annotation, molecular function: Notch binding.